UUCCACUGGAGUGUGUCUCCAUACAGUCGUCGUACCCUUUGUUGCCAGAGACAAAAAUCGAUCAACACGGGUAAAAUACGGUUGAGCAUGCUUCCCUGACAGAUCGCCGCGGUUAUUGGCAUAAUUGCCACAGCAUAACAGUUACGAGAGGCCUGUGUACGUCUUGUCCAGCCAUUGAGCACACGGCUAAGUAUAUUUCUAAACGAGCAAAGCCAAUACGUCACAUAAUCGAUUAACCUUUUCACUGAACCUAUUCCACAGCGUUAUAACUCUCAUCGGGCGGUAGUCUCGCAAAGUACUGCACAUUCCAGGCCGGUUCUUAAAAAAAGGAGACGAGCUUCUUGUAAGAAAAGUUCUGUAUGCUGUCGUGAAAUUUGAACAGUUGAUUUUGUGACGACAACUGCAAUGCCGCAGCAUCUAUUAAUGUCCGGGAAAAAACGAGCCUCCCCACUUGCGAGAGGGAGUUCUGAGUUGUCGGCAUUCUCUGUAUUCUGCGGUUGUCAACGUCCUGACAGUAUCGGGAGUCUGAUUGUUGCUUUCGCAGUGAGUGGAUAGGAAACAAGGCUCCGUCGCAAAAUGGCAGCCGCGGCGCGGGUGACAAAAGAGUUACAAAAGAUCAAGGACCAUCCCACCAAAUUCCCCAACGUUAGCGACAGUUACCAAUACAGUGAGCAACUCUUCAAAGACGCCUGCCUGGCCUUACACGGCAUCAUCCUUCAAGAUAUUCACUUGGGUAAAAGGGAACUACUCAAAGACCCCAAGUUCUUGCAGGGUCGGCUGUACGACACCUGCACCUACAUCCUCUCUCGUCAUGAGAAGGACCUCGAGCAGAUCAUCCUGGAGUACGACCACCCGAAGCUCAAGUACCUCCGCAGCAGGACGGUGGUGCAGCCCAAGGUGGACCUCAUGCUGGCCAAGAGGCGACCUGAGCUGGUCUUCGUGUCCGCGCUGAUGAUCCGCAAGAGCAGCACCGGCUACGAGCCGGACGUGCGGGAACCCCGAUCGGACAUGGCCCGCCUGGCUUACAUGAUCCUGGAGCGGUGUUGCCGCUGGGGGUUCUACCUCUGGGUGGGCACCCUGAAGGAGCUGCGGGCCUUCGAGAUGGUCUACAGCUUCUCGGAGCUGGUGCAGGCCGAGGGCACCAAGACCAGCCAGAUCGUGCUAAAGCGUGACGCAAUCCUUCUCCCUCGAGUAGGCAAACCGCUCCCCUCGUCCUUCAGGAAGACGCUGCUCGUCAACCGCGUAGACCCAGAGUUCUGUCUUCGGCUGUAUAGGAUCGAGCCGGAGAUGACCAUGUGGGAAGACAAAGAGGAAGACGUCAUUCGACUGCAAGACUUCUAUAGCAGCUCUAAGCAGCUGCACACCAGCUACGGGACGUGGGGAGUCUUUGAACAGAUGCAGAACGUUCGACGGCAAGUGAUGAAAGUCCGCGACUAUACCGAUGCUGCCCUCUACGAACGAGCCCACGCCAUGUUGAUGAUGGCCCGGGUCAUGUUCACCGAUCUCGUGGUGGUCAAGAAACUAGACGAGCGGGAUAUCGACGAGACGGAUUUCUUGAAGAGAGUGAUGGAUAAGUUGAAGGCUCGCAUCCGGGAGGGUCUCCGGGACAGAGAGAGUAGCUCAUCGGAGGGCGAUCAGUGAAAAGCAGGGAGAUCGGGCGCGGACAGGAGAGAAACAGAAUUGGACAAAAUUCCUAUGUGUUGAGGAAAGAAACGUUUCGUGCAUGAGAAACUGCGAAUUACAAAUCUCCCUUAUGUGAGUUGGUAACCAAUCCCUGCUUGGCUUUCGGCUGCAAGCAACGGUUGACUGAUUUGGGCAGCUGGUUGAGGAUCUAAACCACUCUUGUGACGUCACCCUAUUCAGAAAAGUGUCAAUUAUUUGUAUUCAGAAUGUACAGAAAGCUGCACAGUCUUAAAAAAAACAGACAGAUCCAAAUUGACUUGAUAGACACAGAAAAAGCAGUUGUGACACUGAAUUAUUUCUACGUCAAACACAUUGAGAAACGCUAACAACAGUUAAAUACACCGUUUUAAACGUUCUACGAGUUGAUGUUCUCUCUGAAUAUUUAGAUUUGACGCACUAACGUUUUCUGUUGUGAUUUUCAUUUAAAGUGAAACACUCCUUUCAUUACACUUAUACAUUUUUAAUGUCUUGUUCGUUUUUAUAAGUACUCCUUCCAUUUUGUUUAAUUUCAUCAUUUUCUUGAAGUUCAUUUUUACGUAUCUAAACUGUNAAAAUAUAAUGUUUAUUUGUUCUUGUGUUUUUCUUUUUAAAUUUCGCAUUUAGCCAAUUUACGGGAAGAGUUCCAUAUA
Messenger RNA from Acanthaster planci (crown-of-thorns starfish), 2312 nucleotides. RefSeq lists its product as uncharacterized. The record is from RefSeq and is a predicted model, not a curated record. Lineage: Eukaryota; Metazoa; Echinodermata; Asteroidea; Valvatida; Acanthasteridae.